Nasonia vitripennis (jewel wasp) is the source of this 4747-nucleotide messenger RNA. RefSeq names its product synaptojanin-1 (gene Synj). NCBI's taxonomy places the organism in Eukaryota, Metazoa, Arthropoda, Insecta, Hymenoptera, Pteromalidae. The record is from RefSeq and is a predicted model, not a curated record. Bases 396 to 3737 code for a protein of 1113 amino acids. Gene Ontology annotation, biological process: phosphatidylinositol dephosphorylation; synaptic vesicle endocytosis. Gene Ontology annotation, molecular function: nucleic acid binding; phosphatidylinositol-4,5-bisphosphate 5-phosphatase activity. The transcript is spliced from 7 exons.
CACAGUGAGUACGUCAUACAUAGUGUAGAUAUAUUUUGUAAAUACGACUUCUGGAUUUACCGCCUGCCAAAGAAUUAUUGACAUUUCGAUAGGCAAAUUUCAAAAAUAAUGUACAAACUGUCAAUAAGUCAAGUAUUAUGCCUAUAAGAAACAAGAAACCGAGUGACACGAGUGAUAAUGUUUAUCGAUUUAUCAAAAAUAAGUGAUCAACUUUGCAGAUGAAAUAAGUUAUAAUCAAGUUAUUUCAAGUCAUUAGAUAUUUAAUGUGUAUGAUCAUCAUUAAAUUACUUGAUAAAUGGCAGCAAAGUAGGCGGAUAUGUGUACAUAAAUUAGGUGCAAAUUGUAGAUAAAUAUAUCUUUGAAUCCAAGGAAUAUAUUUUUAAUCAACGUUCAUCAUGGCGAUGGGAAAAUUCUUCCGUGUAUAUGAAAAAUUAAAACCACCAAAUCCAUACUCGAUUAUAAUGGAACACAGGAAUUACAGUGAAACACUCCUUUUUGAAUCUCAAGCUGUGGCUGUAUUGACUGCUCACGAAACGGACUCUCUCAAAACCCAGUACACAAAGCUAUUGGAAGCUUACGGAUGCCUCGGCGUACUGCAGCUGAAUUCCGGGGAAAACACAUUUUUAUAUCUGGUCAUGGUCACGGGAUGUUUUUCCGUUGGAAAGAUUUACGAUUCGGAAGUCUUCCGCAUCACGCAGUCGAACUUCAUUCCUCUGCAUCACAAUCAGAGCAGCAACGAGGACCGCAUCGCCGAAGUCAGAAAGGUGCUGAAUUCGGGUACCUUUUACUUUUCCUGGUCGGCUGCUGGACACGAAGCUUUGGACAUUACACUCAGCGUACAACGAAGAUACAUAUCUGACCAUACGGAUAAACGAUUUUUCUGGAAUCGAAUGCUGCAGAUACACCUCUCGAGAUUCGGAGUCAAUACCGAUUAUUGGUUAUUGAAAGCUAUGUGUGGCAGUGUAGAAAUAAGGAGUGUUUACGCAGGGCACAGGCAGGCUAGAACUGUAGUUAUUUCUCGAUUGAGCUGUGAAAGGGCUGGAACCAGGUUCAAUGUGCGAGGAACCAACGAUGAUGGAAACGUAGCUAACUUUGUUGAAACCGAGCAGAUAAUUUACUUAGACAAUGAGGUGACAUCUUACAUGCAAACCCGGGGAUCUGUACCGCUGUUUUGGGAACAGCCAGGAAUCCAAGUUGGUUCACACAAAAUUAAGAUUUCACGCGGAUUCGAAGCUUCUGCGCCAGCGUUCAACAGACACAUGAACUUACUGAAGAGACGUUACGGCAAACAAGCGAUCGUUAACUUACUGGGUUCGAGUCUUGUGGGAAGUAAGGAAGGCGAAGCUGUGCUGAGUCAACUUUUCCAAACGCACCAUAACGCUUCGGUCCACGCCGCCGACGUUGCGCAUAUUGUUUUCGACUAUCACCAGGAAUGUCGCGGUGGAAACACGAAAAAUUUGGCUAAGUUGAAAGAGAGAACCUUGAAGUAUUUGGAAGAUUUUUCUCUGUUCUAUGCAAUGGGAAACGAUGUAAUCAAUUCGCAAGUCGGAACCAUCCGUACCAAUUGUUUGGAUUGUCUCGACCGGACCAAUUGCGUCCAGACGUUCUUUGCCUUGGAAAUUUUGAAACAACAGCUGGCUUUGUUGAAGCUCAAUGAAAAGGCGCAGAUCAUCUCGCGAUUCGACGAAGUGUUCCGUCAAAUGUGGAUCAAUAAUGGAAAUGAGAUUAGCAAGAUUUACGCCGGAACUGGAGCCAUUCAAGGAAGUUCGAAACUUAUGGACGGAGCUCGUUCGGCUGCAAGAACCAUUCAGAAUAAUCUUUUGGAUUCAAACAAGCAAGAAGCUAUGGAUAUUUUGUUACUUGGUUCAACUUUGAAUACAGAACUCGCCGAUAGAGCUAGACUUCUUUUAUCGCCCUACAUGUUGCAUGCGCAGCCUUCUAUUUUACGAGAAAUGUGCAAACGUUACAAAGAGUACGUUGAUACUAAACCACUUAGGAUAGGCGUUGCUACUUAUAAUGUUAAUGGCGGAAAGCAUUUUCGAAGUGUGGUCUACAAAGACGUAACUUUGUCGGAUUGGUUGCUUGACGCACCUAAGAUUAAUUCGACAGUCGUGGAUGAUUCUGACGAUACUCCUGUCGAUAUUUUUGCAAUUGGAUUCGAAGAAAUUGUUGACUUAAACGCGAGCAACAUUAUGGCAGCUAGUCACGAAAAUGCUCGGGCCUGGGCAGAGGAACUUCAGAAAGUUUUAUCCAGAGAUCAUGAAUAUGUUCUUAUCACCUAUCAGCAAUUGGUCGGCGUGUGCUUGUACGUCUUCAUAAGACCUGAACAUGUUGGUUUCUUAAGAGAUGUUGCGGUCGACUGUGUGAAAACUGGCCUCGGGGGAGCAACCGGAAACAAAGGCGCCGUUGCUAUUCGAUUUGUGCUGUUCUCAACGUCAUUUUGUUUUGUUUGCGCUCACUUUGCGGCUGGUCAAUCGCAAGUGAAUGAGCGAAAUGCUGAUUAUGCCGAGAUCACUAGAAAGGUCGCUUUUCCAAUGGGCCGUACCUUGAAUGCUCACGAUUACGUUUUUUGGUGCGGAGAUUUUAAUUACCGUGUUGACAUGGAUAAAGAAGAUAUGAAGGAACUGAUCAGACGCAAUGAACUUGAUGAAAUUCUUCAGUAUGAUCAACUUAGAGUGCAGCAAGAUCAAGGAAACGUUUUCAAAAAUUUCUCGGAAGGUCCUAUAACGUUUCCUCCUACUUACAAGUACGACCUCUUCUCAGAUGAUUACGAUACAAGUGAGAAGUGUCGUCAACCCGCUUGGACUGAUCGAGUUCUGUGGAAGCGACGAAAAUUAAUACAUGAUAUAGAAUCCGAAGCGGACUGGAAUCCUGGAAAGUUAGUUUUUUACGGAAGAGCUGAAUUAAAACAAAGUGAUCAUAGGCCUGUUAUAGCUGUGAUCGAUAUUGAUGUUCACUGUGUUAAUAAGGAAAAACGUGAUAAUGUUUUCCGAGAUGUGAUAAGAGAUCUCGGCCCUCCAGAUGGAACGAUAGUUGUAUGCGUGGAUCAAGAUUGUGAUGAAGUAGAAAAUGUUUUCGAUGAGAGCUUCAUGAGCGCUCUUGUACAAGAUCUAUCUGAAAUAGGUGAAAUAAUACUAGUACGAUUCGUUAAUGACACGAUUUGGAUUACUUUUAGAGACGGGCAAAGCGCUCUGGCCGCAGCUCGUAAAGGAUUUACGACCAUCUGCGGUUAUCAGCUCAAAUUAACGUUAAAAUCACCAAAUUGGGUUUCGAGCAUCGAGAGAGAAAUCGACAGUUUCAAAAAUACAGACGAGAGCGAAGAAAAUCAAUCGAAUCUGAUCGCUGGAAGAUUGGAAAAUUUGUCUAUGAAAAAUCAACGCUUCGAAGGUCACAAACCACCGCCAAGGCCACUUCCUCCAGCGAGACCACCGCAACCAGUUUUGUCAAACACACCAAGUCCGUCUCAUGUAAAAUUAUCACCGAGAAUAUCGCCAACCGAAGUGACAAGUCCACCGGUACCUAAUAGUUCCAUUUACGAAGAGAUACCUGAUAAUACUCCUGCUGGUGUAACGUCUCAUACAGCUUAUGCAGAUCAAGCAGAAAAUAUUCCUCCUCCAUUACCAUUAAGACAUAAUAUUCCGUUGCCGGCUCCGGAAAUUCCUCCUCCACUUCUACCUCCACCGGUACCAGCUAGAUCAACUGGGGGACCGCCGAUACCGGCACGAAAUCCUCAUUAAUUUAUAUAGUAUUUAUUUAGGCGAUAAACAAAAAAUAAUUCCAAGCUAUUGUUUAGUAAGAUGUCUAUAUGUUUAUUGCGGUUGCAUAGUGUUUUGAUCAUUGAAGGAAUGAAAUCCGCGAUUUCAUGAGUUACACAUCGUACGUAAUACUCAAGUAUUAAGCUGAAUAUAUUGUAAGUUGAUGUGAAAUCUUAAGAUAUUGGCUAUAUAUAAAAGUUAAUUGUUGAAAACUCAUACAGUAUAUGUAUAUGUUGAUUGAUCUGGGCGAUUCUAUCUUGUAGUUACAUGAUGCUGAUAUUGUUUAAUCAUGAUUCAAUAUAACACAGUAGCGCAUUGCCAAGUAAAUUAAAAAAAAAAAAAAAGAUAUACAUAUUGUACAAAGAUCUAUUACAUCUGUAACGUGGAACAGGCGUUAUUUUCAUACACACACAAAUGAUGAAAUGUGUUUUUGGAAUCCUCUUGUAGAAUUCCAUGUAAGCCUUUUUUAUUUUCAUUUAUUUACGUAUAAACUGAAUAAAAGACAUAUUUCUGCUGUAAAAUUUAAUCUCAUUUUAAGUAAUAAAUUUUGCUUGCCAGCUUGAAAAAAAUGCUCAAAUUGAAAUCUUUCAUUUUCACCAAUCAAUUUCGCCAUUAUGGCAUUAGGUGGAGGGUCCAUAAAUUUAUGUUUCCUCAAGAGAAUCGGCGAAACCAGCCGGGGAAAAUAAAUAAAAGAGAAUGAUAGAAUGGAUAAUUCGAAAAGCUGAUGCGUUAGAAACUAAAUAAUCAGUUGUGGGAGUAGCUAUUGGUAUGAGCUCAGUAUAUUGAUUUUGGAACUGAUAUCCCGAAUCAAAGCUUGCAACGAAAACCAAAACAAUGCUUAAAUAAGCCUAAUUAAUUCACGUUUAAAUAAUUGUAAGCUUAAAAAAAGCAUGGAAAAAUUGUAAGGCCCAAAAUUUGAAAGGACCAACCUUAAGACACACGCAAAUUAUAAUGAUUCAAAAUAUGAUCAAUAAAAAUUAGUAAAAAAUUAA